UCUACUCUCUCUCUCUCUCUCUCUCUGAAUGGUUAACAUUUCAAUCUCAUUAUUACAAAAAUGCCAUCUCGUCCGCCGCUAUCGCCUCUCUCCGCCGCUCACCGCCACCACAACCACCACCACCAAAUAAUCCUCGCCGGAGUCAUCGCAGCGGCGCUUAUCCUCCUUGCCUUGAUAAUCUCGCUAACGAUCUUCCUCUACCGGAAGCUCUCGUACAACCGCACCGCACCCUUCGAGCUCAACCACCGGCGAUUCUCCUACACCGAGCUCCGCCGCGCCACGAACUCGUUCUCCCCGUCGACGAAGCUAGGUCACGGAGGGUUCGGUUCGGUUCACAAGGCGACACUACAAUCCGGAGAGAGCGUGGCACUUAAGGUUAUGGACUCACCGGGCUCGCUUCAAGGAGAGAGAGAGUUUCACAACGAGCUUUCACUCUGUUCGAACAUGCGUUCACCUUUUAUACUCUCGCUAUUGGGGUUUUCAUCGGACCGGACCGGUCGAAAGCUGGUUCUGGUUUACGAGCUCAUGCCGAACCGGAGUCUCCAGGACGCGCUUUUGGACCGGAGGUGCCCUGAGUUGAUGCAAUGGGGAAAACGCUUCGACGUCGCCGUUUCGGUUUCGAAGGGGCUUGAGUAUCUUCAUCACCAGUGUGACCCGCCGGUGAUUCACGGUGACAUAAAGCCGAGUAAUGUUUUGCUGGAUCGGGAUUUCAAGGCGAAGAUUGGGGAUUUUGGUCUUGCGAGGGUGAAGACUGUUGUAGAGGAUUGUGGAAUGGGAAUGGUGGAGGAGAAGAAGAAAGAUGAGGAGGAGAUGGAGGUUGAGGAUUGUGGGAUUGAAGAUCGGGGUUCGGUUUUGGAGGAGGUGGAGAGUGUUGUGACGAAUGGUACUACUGCUGGUUUGUCGCCGGAGAGUUGUACGGUGAGGGUUUUGGAUUCGGAUGCUUCGCCGGAGAUUGGGGUUGGGGCGGUGACGUCGCCGCCGGAGAUGGUUGGGGUUGAUAAAUUGAGUGUUGUGUCUGAUGGGUGUUUUGAUAAGUUGAGUAUUGAUAGUGGGAAUCAUAGGAAGAAGGGUGGUGGUGGUUCUGGGAGGGAUUGGUGGUGGAAGCAAGAGAGUGGUGGAGGGUCUGAAUCUGGGAGGGUGAAGGAUUAUGUGAUGGAGUGGAUUGGGAGUGAGAUAAAGAAGGAGAGACCCAAGAGUGAAUGGGUUGAAUCUUCUUCUUCCCCUGGCUCUGCAAGGAAUAGUGGAGUUGGGGUUGGGGUUGAAGGUGGGACACCACCUAAGGUGGAGGUUGAGCCCAAGAAGAAGCAGAGGAAGAGGUUGGAUUGGUGGGCUUCUCUUGAUGAAGACAAGGUUAAGGUUAAGGUUAAGAAGAAUCGGAAGCCGAGGGAGUGGUGGAAGGAGGAGUUCUGUGAGGAGCUUUCAAAGAAGAGUAAGAAGAAAAAGAGGAGCCUUGAUUGUGGUGGGGAAUCUUGGUGGCAGAAAGAUGAGAUUGUGCGGGAGCAGAAGAAGAAGAGGAAGAGUAAGAGUAGCAGAGGGAGCAUUGAUUGGUGGUUGGAUGGUUUGAGUGGUGAGAUUAGGAAUGGGAAUGGAAGGAGGAAUAGCCAGGAUUGGGUUAAUGGAGAUAGGGAUAUACCCAAGAGUGGUGGAAUCAGCAGCACCCCAAGUAUGAGAGGAACUGUGUGUUACAUUGCUCCUGAGUAUGGUGGUGGUGGCCAGCUAUCUGAGAAGUGUGAUGUGUAUAGUUUUGGGGUUCUGCUUUUGGUUUUGGUUGCUGGUAGAAGACCCCUUCAAGUAACAGCCUCGCCAAUUUCUGAAUUUGAGAGGGCCAAUCUCAUUUCCUGGGCUCGUCAACUUGCUCACAAUGGGAGGCUUUUGGAUCUUGUUGACCCUUCUAUUCAUUCAUUGGAUAAGGAGCAAGCACUGCUCUGCAUCACCAUUGCCUUGUUGUGUUUGCAGAGAUCGCCAGGGAAGAGGCCUUCCAUGAAAGAGAUUGUGGGCAUGCUUUCUGGUGAAGCUGAGCUACCGCACUUGCCCUUUGAGUUCUCACCAUCACCGCCCUCUAAUUUCCUGUUCAAGUCCCGAAAGAAGGCUCGGUGAGUUUUCCUGAGUGAUUGGUUCUUCUUGUCAUUAUCAUUAACAUCUGAGAGUGUAUUGUUGUAGGUCGAUUCUAAUUUUCUUCACCAUUUGUAGAAACUAAUGCAGGAAAAAAAAGUAAAAAAAAUAUUGAGUUACAAGCCUUGCAUAAAUCCAUUUCUUCCCUUUUUGUGCUUUUUUUAGUUUCCCCUUCAUAGGACUGUUUAUUCUGACCUGGUUCUUACUUUUUAAUCUGAAAGAACUUUUUGAGUGCAUGAUUCCAGCACGAAUUACGUGUCUUUGCCACCACAAGUUGUUGAAUUUCAGGAAAUUCCGGGUCUUUUAAAGUUGAGGGAACAUUUCUUUUACUUUUGAAGCUAUUUAGCCCCUCUUUCGACGAAUAUAUUUGGUUAGUGCCUUCUGAUGUAACUGUGAGAAUAAGAUUUUCACGACCUUAGUAGGCUGCAAAGUACCCAAGGAAGAUUUAUCUAUCUAUCUUUUUUUUUUUUUGGUUCUAACUUUUUAAAGUUAUAUUCACAUUGUGCCAUUGUUAGUACUUAGUAGUAUGAGUUUCAGUUGAAGGGAACAACAUAUCUUGGCCUGGCCCCUUUUUUGUCCUUUACAAGUAAUUAUGAUGUUACUGUGAACUAAGUGGAGACUCCACUGUCCCUGGAAAUGAGAGAGGGAUAACAUCAUUUUAUCAUCAGUGCUCGGACCUACGAAGAGCCUUUCACUCAUAAACUUUAACCCCUUGAAACAAAUAUAGAAACACAACUUUUAUACAAAGGCUAUUUGCUAAUUAUCCAUGAAAAACCAAAUCAAAUGAUAAAUUAAGAAUAGCUGGCUCUUUAUUAGAAGCACGCAAUUGCCAUUUUCUUUUUUAAUGUCAAUUUCAGUACGUCCAUAGCAUUUUCUUCCCGUUUCCUUUAUCCUACAUUACAGAUCUACUUGUUGUCUAAAGUUUGGGGAAGGUUUGGAUGUGGUAAUUCUAUUUCUGAAUUGGCUGCUCUCUCUCUCUCUCUCUCUCUCUCUCUCUCUCUCAUACAUUUGGUGACUUGUGAUUUAAGGACUCAGAGUAAGGCAGGAGACUUUCAAAUUCCAAUAAUUUAUUGCUGUACUGUAAUUAGAAAAAAUUGGGGUAGGUUGGGUUUCCUACCGAAAUUAAAUUUAUUUGUGCACUCGCCAUAAUAUGGAAAGAGUGGCUGUCUCUGUGAUUGGUAAUAUCUCAGUUUGUUUAACAGAAAUGCUAGCAAUCUUUUAUUUAUUAUUUUUUUUUUUAAUAUUCUCUAUCAUUUAAAUA
Messenger RNA from Gastrolobium bilobum, 3373 nucleotides. RefSeq names its product receptor-like serine/threonine-protein kinase At2g45590. The transcript has a single exon. Lineage: Eukaryota; Viridiplantae; Streptophyta; Magnoliopsida; Fabales; Fabaceae. The coding region runs from base 61 to 2097 and encodes 678 amino acids. The record is from RefSeq and is a predicted model, not a curated record. Gene Ontology annotation, molecular function: ATP binding; protein kinase activity. Gene Ontology annotation, biological process: protein phosphorylation.